AUGAAAACAUAUACCAGUCCAGUCAGCAAGUUGAAAAUGCGAGUUUUAAUUGAAAUUUUAUUAAUAAAUAAAUGUUUAAAAUAUAAAUUGUGAGUUUAUGUUUUGGAUAAGAAUAGUCAUAUUAAGAUAUCAUAUAUUUACAAUUGAUUUUUUAUAAUUAAUAUAAUAAAAAUUUAUGAUGGCACAAAUUUUUUUGGAAUUGAUGAGAAUUCAUACAAUAUUUUGCAUUUUUUUCCAAAAGAGGCUCAUUAUUGUUUCGAAUUUCAGUUUUAA
Molecule: messenger RNA, 273 nt
Organism: Blepharisma stoltei
Lineage: Eukaryota; Ciliophora; Heterotrichea; Heterotrichida; Blepharismidae
Source: the annotation of a GenBank genome assembly